AUGCAUACAGUUUACAUCAAAAAUAAGAACUGGCUGCAGUUUCAGGCUCCUCAGGCAGCCAGUUGGGCUGUAAAAUGCAUUUGCAAAGCUAAGCAGGCAUGUUGUGAUACAUUGGAUUCUUCUUCUUGGCUUACUAAGAACAAAUUCUCUAUUAAGGAGGUGUACAAUCUGCUCAAGAACCAAACAGGGAAGACUCAGUGGGCAAGAUAUGUUUGGAAUAGGCUUCCAAUUCCUAAACACAGGUUUACUCUAUGGGUGUUGCUACUGGAGAGACUCAAAACCAGAGACAGAUUAUUCCAAUAUGGAGUGUGUGUUGAUAACUUAUGUCCCCUUUGUGGUAUUUCUGUUGAGACUUGUGCACAUUUGUUUUUUGACUGUGUGUACAGCAGAAAGCUUUUGGCUGAUCUUAUGGCUUGGCUAGGUCUCAGCACUCACAUAACCUCUGUGAUUUUGAUCUUGCAGUGGAUUAGAAGGAACUGCAAGUCAGUGUUCAAAAGGAAAGUCUUUUAUGCUGCCAUGGCUGGUGGUGUUUAUCAAAUUUGGAAAGCUAGGAACUCUGCAGUUUGGGAUCUUUCUGUUCCUACUAUUGUGAGCUUGCUGCACUCAUUACAGUUUGAUAUUAAGCAUAGAAUCCUAAGUUUAAGUAGCAAAAAACUCAGUGAUGCUGAUAGAGAGUGGUUAGUGGCUUUGUAG
This is a messenger RNA of Spinacia oleracea (spinach), 693 nucleotides long. RefSeq lists its product as uncharacterized. Bases 1 to 693 code for a protein of 230 amino acids. Lineage: Eukaryota; Viridiplantae; Streptophyta; Magnoliopsida; Caryophyllales; Amaranthaceae. The transcript has a single exon. The record is from RefSeq and is a predicted model, not a curated record.